CCAAAUCUUCGUUCAUCAUAUCAUGUGGUAUGAAGCCGACAGCAAGCAACCUCUAAGAAUGGUUGAACCUCCCAUCGCCCAACAGGAAAAGACACCACCCCCGCAGCCAACGCCGACGCUAUGAUCUUCCCUUCACUAUCAUCCUUGGUGUUCACGGGCAUCCUCACUACCACCUUGCUGGCCGGUGGAACUGUGAUCGCUUUCGAUGCAGAGACCAAAAGCCUUCAAGUGAUUCAAAACGGCCCCGUCUUGGUUGUCGAAGAUCGUAUCGAGGCUGUCUGCUCGGGACAAUACAAUCGCACCUUUCCCUCCAACCUUGACAUUGUGAAUACCACGGGCGACAUCAUUACCCCCGGAUUCAUCGACACUCACCAUCACAGCUGGCAAACCGCCUACAAGACCAUUGCCUCCAACACCAUUCUGGCCGAGUAUUUUGAUCGGUACGGAGAGUUUGCGGUAACUUGGGAGUACUCGCCCGAAGAUGUCUACAUCAGUCAGUUGGCGGGUCUGCAUGAAACGAUGAACGCCGGAACCACCGAUCCGGGUCUGGCUGCCAGCAUUGACAGUGGUGCUCGGAUGUUCCGGUGCUACACCUUCCACAAUGUGAUGAAUUACACUUUUCCCGAGCAUAUGGACAAGUUCGAGGAAAUCGCCAAUAGCGGCCGCUUCAACGGCACGGCCACCAGCCUUGGGAUCGCCUACGAUGAGUUCAACCCUGGUAGUCUAGCCCAGAUUCAAAAGGUCAUUGAGCUGGCCAGGAAGUAUAAGGUCUCCGUCAUUACCACUCACUCCUUCCAGGGUAUCUGGCGAGCCAGCAAUUCGCCGGAGGAUCUGAAUGCCCCGGGGAUCCUGAGCACCGCCAUUCCUGUGGCCGCCUUGGGGGUUGACGUGCGCUUCACCUACUCGACCGACAUCCUGACGCAGGCACGGCUCUGGCACCAGAGCACCCGCCUCGCCUUCUACCGCUGGGUGCUGCAAAACUGGAAGAUCCCGGCCCACAACCCCAUGUCCGUCGACCAGGCAAUUCUACUGGCCACGCGCAAGGGCGGUCUUGCCCUGCGCCGACCCGACCUCGGCAUCAUCGCCGUGGGAACCAAUGCCGACGUGGUCGCCAGGGAUGGUAGCACCCCCGGUAUGCUCGGCUGGGACGACCCUGUUGCGGCCAUCAUCCUGCAUGCCAAUGUGGGUGACAUCAAGCAUGUGCUCGUCGACGACCGCUUCCUGGCCACAGCGAGCAAGAUCCAGGCGAUUUGGAAAGCCAAGGCCUACCCCGUUUCGGAGGGCGAGUUCCCGGAGUCGGGCUUCGCGUAUAGUCGGGUUCCGCUGUCGAAUACGCAGCGUGGUGAGGGUGAUGAGUAUGGCGAGCAGUUUCUGUGAGAGACUUGGUCGGUUCGUUUUGGGCAUGGUGGAAAUAUCAGUAAGUGUGCUGAAUAGAGUGACUGUAUGAGUACAGGUAGCUUUGGAAGAAGUGCUAUCGGUCUCUCCAUCUUCCGAUCGAAUUUAGACUCGUAGAGAACAAUUAGGGGACUGAAGAAAAAUAAUCGAAAGAAG
Aspergillus aculeatinus CBS 121060 is the source of this 1551-nucleotide messenger RNA. Its product is annotated as amidohydrolase family protein. Lineage: Eukaryota; Fungi; Ascomycota; Eurotiomycetes; Eurotiales; Aspergillaceae. The transcript is spliced from 7 exons. Gene Ontology annotation, cellular component: cytosol. Gene Ontology annotation, molecular function: deaminase activity. The coding region runs from base 121 to 1377 and encodes 418 amino acids. The record is from RefSeq and is a predicted model, not a curated record.